GACAAACAACAUCGUCACCUAAACAUACAUUCCUUGGCAAGCAAGUUGUCCACAUUCAACAGAAAGCAAAAGCACUACAAUUUGAUUCAGGAAUUGUGAUAGAAACUUCAGGAGGCUUUAUUUCUGGAAAGAACUAAAUGUGUUACCCACCGGACGUAUGAAUAGAGCUGAAUAUUACGCCUUCCAAUUGUUAUAUUAAUUUUCUUAUAAAGGCAAUUAGAUAUGGAAAAGAGAGUACCACAUACCAAUGCUAAAGACGGAUUACAAAGAAGUUUUUCAGAAUCCACAGUUUGGGACUUUUUAGACGCGACUGUGGAUCGACAUUUCAGGGAAAAGCGUCCUUUGAUGGAUGGUAAAGUUACUAGACAAUUGCACAAGAGGAAGAAGGAAUUUGAUGAUUUUCCGAGAAGAAAUGAGAAUGCGGAAACCAAUCAUGUCCUUCGACCAGAAUUACCAAAAGCAAUACAAAUUUCAGAAACCCCUAAAGCAUCGAAUGGUUUAAGCCGAUCUCAAAGUGGAACCCUCGGAAUGGACUCUGGCGGUUCUGCUACGAGUAUUACCUAUCGCGAACAACGUUCGUAUGUCACAGAAACCAACAGUACAGGAGAUGAACAGGGUAUAUACUCAGCAGAUUACCAUAAUGAAGCUACGGAUGUAGAUGAAUCCGAGGAUGAAGAUACUCAAAUGAAAAGCAUUCAUGAACUUCGGUUUGCAGGUGAAAAACAGAGAAUCAUGGACGAAAUAGAAUACUUAAUAGAUGGAAUAUCUUCUAAAAGCAACUCGGCAAACUCAAGAUACAACAGCUUUAUGGAAAUUUGUGAACAAAUAUACCAGCGCAUGUUUCGAACCUGUUUAAAGUCUUCACAGGAUUUGCAACAGCGCAUAUUUUCAGAAGUUUUACCCGAAGAUAAGUUACAAACAAUCUUACAAAUAUAUAUUUUUUCCUCCAUGGCAGAUGAAAAUGAUUUUGUUCAAUCUCUCUUGGAAAACUGCUCCAAAGACAUCUCCAAACUGUUCCGUUCAGCCAUAACCGAACACGAUCAACGGCCAAUUCGAGCGCUAAUUGGAACUUAUUCCAAGACUAUUCAAUCAUCAUUUCAAGAAUUAUUUAAUUAUCCAUCCCCACUGACAAAAGAAUUCAGUAAUGAGCCUUUACUUUCCUGUAAUUUAUUAUCGUUGGUUGCUAUCGCAUUGAUGAAGGCUUGUGAUGGUCCUUUUAGCGGUCAUGACCUUUUUCUCUACUUAUUGAAGCUAGAAGUAGAACAUGCUAUAACAUUUCUUUUGGAAAACGGAACUCAACAAACGUUUUUGCUCUUUUCUAUCGCGGCUACCCUUGAUAAAGCUGAGACUUAUACUUGGGAUGAUGAUGUUUUAGAAAAACUUUAUGAUCUUUUGUCCUUCCUCUUGAAAAAUUUACUUAAAGACAGUGAACAAAUGAGGAACAUGGAAACAGGCGAUUCAAUGCAUUUUCUUAUGAUUGCUUGUUGCGAGAAACUACUUCGAACCUUGAUUCGUUCAGUCAAUUCAGACAGCUCUUCUGUUUCCACUCUUUGUAACUCCGAGCUUCCAAAGAAGCUCUUUGAGGUAUUAAACAAUUCCGUCUUUGUCAAGAGCAGGUCCACCGAAGAACUUGUUAUGAUGAGUUUAGGUCUUUUGCUAGAAAUAAGUGAAGAAUCUGAACAGUUUGUCAAAACUCUUCCAAAUUUCCAAGUGAAUACAACUCAAACUAUGUUAGACGUCUUGCUUCAGUUUUACAAAGAACAGAAGCCAAAAGUUGAAUUAAGCGGAUAUGCUGCUAUGCUUUUAAUUCAUUGUAUUGUUGCUGAUCCACGAGCAUUUGAUCAAAUCGUACCCAUGGCACCUCAGUUAAAAACAACUCUCAUCGAAUUCAAACAGUUUCAUAUAAAUUUAAAAGAAGAGUUAAUGUUAUUUGGUACACAAGGUCUUGCUAUAGUUUCUAUAGUUGAUGAUACCUUAGAGUCUCUCGAGAAGACCUUAACGUAACCGAUGCCCUUGGAUAGAGUUCAGACU
This is a messenger RNA of Schizosaccharomyces cryophilus OY26, 2031 nucleotides long. Its product is annotated as wings apart-like Wapl. Bases 223 to 2004 code for a protein of 593 amino acids. The record is from RefSeq and is a predicted model, not a curated record. Gene Ontology annotation, biological process: regulation of chromosome condensation. The transcript has 4 exons. Lineage: Eukaryota; Fungi; Ascomycota; Schizosaccharomycetes; Schizosaccharomycetales; Schizosaccharomycetaceae.